Molecule: messenger RNA, 1687 nt
Organism: Durio zibethinus
Lineage: Eukaryota; Viridiplantae; Streptophyta; Magnoliopsida; Malvales; Malvaceae
Source: RefSeq, a predicted model, not a curated record
UUACUUUUGAUUUUGAGAUAUUCGAUAGGCGGUCACGAAACGCGGUCGUUUCAAACUUUUCCUUAGUCUUCACUCUUGGGCCGAGCUAAUGUCACCAACCAAUUAUCUCGCUGUCGCCCGCCGUACACCGACACCGAACGACAGAAUAAUGCAGAGUAUAAGCGGCGCAGUUCGUGUUUUCCGUACAACCCCAUUGGUGGGAUCGCUUUGGGGUCGCGGUUCCUGCUCCAAUUUAUUUGUUGGAGGCCUUUCAUAUGAUACCAAUGAAACUGUUUUGAAGAAUGCUUUUGAAAAACAUGGUGAAAUCAUUGAAGUUAGGGUUAUUUGUCAUCAUGUGAAUGGGAAAUCAAGGGGGUAUGGAUUUGUGCGGUUCGCUUCUGAAGCUGCAGCCGACGCUGCUCUUAAAGAAAUGCAUUCCCAGGUACUGGAUGGUAGAAAUAGUAGAGUUGAAUAUGCACACGAGGGAUGAUCAUUGGUGUUUCUCACCACAGCUUUGAUUUCUUCCAUGAUGGUAGAUUUUUUAAUUUCAAUAAUCAAUGUAAGAAAUUUGAUAUUAUCAUUUUCUUUUAUAUGUUUGAUACUUUGAUCAGUGAAUAACUUAGGUGUAUAUUGCAUUUACAUACCUGAGAUCUUUGUAAUAAUUUUGAAUUGCUUAGAAAUUAAUUAAAUCUCCCGAUGUAGGUUUUGAAUCUCCAACCAAAUGUUUAAUGACCGAAGAGGCCAAUACUCCAACUGCAUCAUGAUGUUCUGAAACCUAGUUUGUGUACUGAUUUAGCGGGGUGGGCAGAAAUACAAUUGCUUAUGUCUGCUAGAGACACUAUUUAUUGUUUUUGGAAAGAAAUCUGAAAACAUAUGUGACGCUGUAUACGGGAAGUCACUUCUCUGUUUCCGUUGGGUCAUUGUGAUCAAGUUUAUUGUUAGAGCACAAGCUAAAUUUUGCAGAGCUUAUACGCUUGCCAUGUAAUGUUUUAACCAAUCCAUUAUUGGGUCCAUUGUGAAAGUGUUUUGAGCUUUAGUGUAUAAGUUGCAUUUAGGAGAGAAAUGGGGGAAUUUGGGGUCAGUUGUACAGUUUUUGUCUUCACAUCCUUGUGAUCUGUAAUGAACGGUUUUUGCUGCUCAUCAUCAUCUUAGCAACUGUCAUUACUAAUUUUAGUUUACUGGCUAGGAAGCAGAUGAGAUUUAAUUUCUGUCUAUUUUGAUUAUGUAAUGCAGGUAAUCUAGUUGUCUCAAAAGUUUGACUGCAUCUUUAAGACCAUGUUGCAUUGCAAGAGGGGGACAUUAAUGCUUCUAGCUCUUGGGAUGAUUAAUUUGAGUUUCACAGUUGAAACAUGAACAAUGGAACUUUUUUCUGAAAAGUUUAUCAGUCAUAGUUUUGGUUUGGUAGGGAUUUGAGGGCAUUGAGCUACACUUUGGUGACAGAAACUUAGUGCUACUUGUUCAAGCCCGGAUAGUGUAGUGAAGGGAAAUAUCAGGUUAAGAGCUAGUUCUUAUUUUUCCUUCUUUUAGCUAAUAUCUGAGCAUUGGCUUUCUGAGUUUCAGGAUUUUACCAGAAAGAAACACCGUGUUGACAAAUAUAUAAAUAGCUUGUAACCUAUGUGUAAUGUGUUUAGGCUAAAUGGAUGUUCCUCGUGGUCAUAGACUUUUCCAUUCCAAUGUGAAAGGUGAAACAUUUUAAUUUUUUUUCAAC